This is a messenger RNA of Drosophila albomicans, 1520 nucleotides long. RefSeq names its product LEM domain-containing protein Bocksbeutel. Bases 261 to 1496 code for a protein of 411 amino acids. The transcript has a single exon. The record is from RefSeq and is a predicted model, not a curated record. NCBI's taxonomy places the organism in Eukaryota, Metazoa, Arthropoda, Insecta, Diptera, Drosophilidae.
UUGCAUUUACAUUUUGGUCAUAGGCGGCAGCUGUACAAGUUGUGGAAUAUUUGUUGUUCCAGUGUAUUUACUAAAUUUACAUUUUGCAAAAUAUUACUGUGGUUAAAAGACUUUUCUACUUUAACGAGUGCUGUGAAUAGCUGAUAAACAACAAGUUUAACAACAAAGUUGAAGGUCGGUCACCUUCGCAUUCAAAAACAGUGACGACAUCGCUAUUUUUGUUUACAUUUACCAGCAUUUCACAAGUGACUGCAAACACAAUGUCAGACUUGUCCUAUCUGGAUACCAUUUCAAACAAGGAGUUGCACGCCAAGUGCUUGCAGCAUGGACUACCCAACAUACCAGUGACCGAUUCAAGUCGCCAAGUGAUUCUGCGUCGUUUGCGCUCGGCUAUUUUGGGCGUCCCUUUAAACAAGUCCAAGAACAAUAGCGCAUCUGCAUCGAAAAAGAAAGCUCCUAGACGUGAAACCGUCCACAGCAGUAACGUGACACCAGCAGCUGAGACUGUACAGCGCGUUGCAGGUAAAAGCCCAAGCCGAAACAACAACAACAACACACGCCGAACAAUUGCCGCAACUGCUGGAAAUUAUUAUCCGCUAGGCAAUGUAUCGACACGGUCUGUGGAAACAACAACAACCGUCUCCGAUGUGGGAUCACAGUCUGAGGAUGACGAUUAUUACACUAAUCGCCCACAAUAUAAUGAAGUGCAUCGCCCGGUUUCCUUGGGAAAAUCCGAGCUGUUAACCACGUCCUAUACAAGAGGCAUCGAGGGACAGGAAACUCAAUACUCAGUGGAUGAUGAGCCAGAAACCUACACAUAUCAGCGUCCACACGUGGCUUCCACGCUGCCUGGCUAUCAACAGGAUCGCACAUAUAGCUCCAGUUUGGCAAGAAACCAAAAUCUUACGCAUUCUCUGUUGAACUCGACCAGCUACAACGAGGAUGCCACCGAUUACAACAAAGUGGAGCCACAGCGCUACUCAUAUAAUGGAUCUGCAGCCCCAUUUCAAAGUGCGGCUGCAUCGACUUCAGCAGCAACUUCCACGAUUCGACAGCGUCAGACGAUGGGCAGCGUUACUGGAUUUGGCAGAGGUCGUUUAAUCCAACCUACUUAUCGCAUUAACACGCUGUAUCCGCAGCUGAACGAAUUCUAUGAUCAGGCCACAAAUGCAGACGAAUCCAUGGAAGUAGACACAGAUAGUGAGCCAGAAGUUGAAACACAGCAACAACAACAACGUUCUUAUGGUCGCCAACCCGUUGAAUCUCCGUAUUUAAGCAGUUUCUCCCGUCAGCUGGAUGCUGGAAAACGUUCAUCGCCCUUGGCCAGGCCACAGAAACGCGCAACGUUGGCCAAUGAGGAUGCGCUGGACUCUCCAAUGACGCAGUUUCGUGGUCUCUUUAGAUCUUUAGAUCAAAGAUAUCACCUUAAGUUUUAUUUCUGUCUAAUGUUAGCUGUUAUGUUCACCACCUUGGUUUACGUUCUGCUGACGCCAUAAAUAAAAAAGCGUUGUGUUCUUUAA